AUGGAUUUUACUGACGUUACGCCUUCUGAGAUCGUUUUCAAGCAACAGCUGUCCUGCACACGUUUCUCAGUGAUAUUCCUUGUGGUCAUUCGGAAUACAACAUGUGUCAUGAAAGUGGUAAGAUGGAUGGAAAAUUUUAUAAAAGGCAUUAAGGAGAUCCAGAAUGCGCUGAUUCAACAUAGUGAUGUCCACCCUAGGAAUAUGAUGGUUGUCGAUGGCGACCCUGAAAGGGCAAUCUGGAUCGACUUCGACAGGGCACAAACAUUUGAUGCUUCAUUUGAGUAUGCGCUUGUUGAGGAGAUGGCAAGUUGCAUGAUCCGACCAAGUUCUUUGGCGGAACUGUUCUUUGGUCAGACACUACUACAGCUCGUCGAUAUGAAUCAUUAUCCAAACGCAAUUCAGCGUGUGGCAGAAGAAAUCAUAUCCAGAGAGUAUGAAUAUGCUGAUCACCUUUUUUAG
This is a messenger RNA of Rasamsonia emersonii CBS 393.64, 459 nucleotides long. RefSeq lists its product as uncharacterized. Bases 1 to 459 code for a protein of 152 amino acids. The record is from RefSeq and is a predicted model, not a curated record. Lineage: Eukaryota; Fungi; Ascomycota; Eurotiomycetes; Eurotiales; Trichocomaceae. The transcript is spliced from 6 exons.